Esox lucius (northern pike) is the source of this 8341-nucleotide messenger RNA. RefSeq names its product phospholipid-transporting ATPase ABCA1 (gene abca7). NCBI's taxonomy places the organism in Eukaryota, Metazoa, Chordata, Actinopteri, Esociformes, Esocidae. Gene Ontology annotation, molecular function: ATP hydrolysis activity; ATP binding; ABC-type transporter activity. Bases 335 to 7426 code for a protein of 2363 amino acids. Gene Ontology annotation, cellular component: intracellular membrane-bounded organelle; membrane. The record is from RefSeq and is a predicted model, not a curated record. Gene Ontology annotation, biological process: transmembrane transport; lipid transport. The transcript is spliced from 50 exons.
UCGUAGUCAACCUUGUGCAACACUGUCAUAAGUCUGCUCCUGGCCAAUUGCCUCCUUUGUGUGCCAAGAUAUAGGUAGAAUUGCGGGUGUUAUAACCAAUGAAAUUGGAAACCGGUCUUUGUGACCGCUUUCAUAAUCUUCUAUUAGCCAAUCAACAUCGUGCAGUGGGCGGGUAGUUGUAGAUGUAGUCUCCGAUUACAAACACUUGUAUAGGAGAGUUUAUGCCGAUGAAUGACGGAAGAGACUUCUCUGGGACGUCUACACUGAAGAAAAGGAAUAUUGUCAUUCAUGCAGAAUUGCUGAACUAUGGCUUAAUAGCACCUUGCAGCGCAACAUGGGGAUUGGGACUCAGCUCUUGCUUCUUCUCUGGAAGAACAUCACUUACCGCAGGAGGAACAAGAUCCAGUUGAUUAUUGAACUGGUCUGGCCUCUGUUUCUGUUCCUCAUCCUCAUCGCAGUUCGUCGCUCUCAUCCUCCUUACAAGCAGAGCCAAUGUCAUUUCCCCAACAAGGCACUUCCCUCAGCAGGCACUGUACCUUGGGUUCAGGGGAUUAUCUGCAAUAUCAACAACCCCUGCUUCCAAGGCCCCACUCCGGGGGAAACCCCAGGGCGGGUGGGCAACUUUGACAACUCCAUACUCUCUCGACUCCUAGUGGACGCCCAGUCAAUCCUGUCCUACAGUGGCAACCAGACUGCCUUCUCCGGCUUCCAGGACCUUCUUGAUACAAUACAGAGACUUGGAGAGAGACCAGGCGCAUGGCCAAAUCUUCCUGUGAUUGAAUACCUCAGGGCCAAUCAGACAUUCUCCAACUUCCUCUUGACCAAUGGCAGCCUGUCUCCCUCUGCGCUAGACCAGCUGUUGAGGGCCCGUCUGAACUUUCAGGUGGUUUCUCUGGCAGGCACUGGGAGUAUGCUGAAGGACAUUGUGUGCAAUGCCACUGUGCUGAGCCGGUUCCUCACCGUGGAACGAGGCGACUCUAUGGAGGAUCUACAGAACCAGCUCUGUGCCAUCCCGGCCGGCACCCUGCUCCAAGCAGAGCAGCUCUUCCUCUCCCAGCUGGACUUCAGCAAGUUCUUCACGAGAGAAAGACUCCUGGCCAACGCCGGUGACCUCCGAGUCAUCAGUCAGUCGGUCACCUCCGUGUCCAAAGAGUUGGCCGUGCUCAUGGAUGAUCUGUCGUCUCUCUCCAGCUUCGCAGAGCUGAACGCUGAGCUGCGGCUGCUCUCACCGGAGAACCGCUCGGCGCCGCCUCAGGAGAGCUUCAGGGCCUUCUCACGGAUCAUGUGUGGGCACCCUGAGGUGGGCGGGGAGAGGAUCCCAUCGUUGAACUGGUACGAGGACAACGACCUUAAAUCCUUCCUGGGCAAGAACGGGACGGAGGACACCGACAUGGACAAGGACAACGUCACCAGCCCGUACUGUAAAUCCUUGGUCCGGAGCCUGGAGUCCAACCCCCUGUCACGCAUCGUGUGGCGAGGGAUCAAGCCCCUGUUCACGGGCAAGCUGCUCUACACCCCUGACACCCCCGCCGUACGCGACGUCAUGAAGGAGGUGAACAAGACCUUCCAGGACCUGCAGAUCUUAGAGGACCUGAACGGUGCCUGGGCGGAGCUGGGACCUCGUGUCAAGACCUACAUGGAGAGCAGUGUGGAGAUACAGCUGCUGCAGGAUCUGCUUAGGCGUCCAGAGGUGGCUGUGUUGGUCAACCUGCAGCUGGAGAACACUUCCUGGACGGCCAAGCGCAUUGCCCACUUCCUGUCCACGCCCAACGGACCUAGGAAAGAAGGAGCACCCCCGACCUGGCUGGAUGUGUACAGCGACUUCAACAACAGCAUCACAACCCUGGCCCAAGUCACCCAGUGCUUCUCCUUGAACAAGCUGGAGGGAGUCGCCACUGAGGGACAGAUGAUUGACCGGGCUUUGGAGCUGCUGGAGCAGAGGGAGUUCUGGGCUGGGAUCGUCUUCCUCCUGCCCAACACCUCCUCGUCUAGCCUGCCUCCGCACGUCACCUACAAGAUACGCAUGGACAUUGACGAUGUGGCUCGCACCAACAAGAUCAAGGACAGGUUCUGGGACCCGGGCCCGGCAGCGGACCCCUUCAGUGACAUGCGCUACAUCCGGGGCGGCUUCGUAUACGUCCAGGACCUGGUGGAGCGGGCCGUAGCCCGUGUGCUGAGCGGCGUCCAGCCGACCACCGGCGUCUACAUACAGCAGAUGCCCUACCCCUGCUAUGUGGAUGACGUGUUCCUGCGUGUGCUGAAUCGCUCGCUGCCCCUGUUCAUGACGCUGGCGUGGAUCUAUUCGGUGGCCAUGAUCAUCAAAGGCAUGGUGUACGAGAAGGAGGCCCGGCUCAAGGAGACCAUGAGGAUCAUGGGUCUGGGCACGGGCCAGCUGUGGUUCAGCUGGUUCCUCAGCAGUCUGGUGCCCUUCCUCAUCAGCGCCUGGCUCCUCAUCGCUCUGCUCAAGUGGGGGGACAUCCUGCCCUACAGCAACCCAGCGGUGGUCUUCUUUUUCCUUACGGCCUUCGCAACAGCCACCAUCAUGCAGUGUUUCCUCAUCAGCACCUUCUUCUCCCGGGCUAACCUGGCGGCCGCCUGCGGAGGCCUCAUCUACUUUGCCCUCUACCUGCCCUAUGUGUUGUGUGUGGCCUGGAGAGACCACCUCACUACCAGUCACCGCGUCUUAGCCAGCCUGUUCUCUCCUGUGGCCUUUGGCUUUGGCUGUGAGUAUUUCUCCCAGUUUGAGGAGCAAGGAGUUGGUAUCCAGUGGUUCAACCUGCGCUCCAGUCCCAGGGAGGGAGACACCUACAGUUUCACCACGUCUAUAGUUAUGCUGUACGUCGAUGCUUUUGUCUAUGCUGUGGCCGCCUGGUACAUUGAAGCCGUAUUCCCAGGGCAGUAUGGGGUACCCAGGCCGUGGAAUUUUGUGUUCUCUUUAAACUUCUGGGGAGGAAUCCCUCUAGAAGCCGGCAUGCCCAUUCCUCCUGCUCCCACAGGACAGGAAGAUGAUCGUAUUGAAGCCGAACCCACUCAUCUCGUACUGGGCGUGGCCAUCCGCAACCUCGUCAAAAUCUACAAGAAAGGCGCAAAGCUGGCAGUCAACCACCUCAACCUAAAGUUCUACGAAGGCCAGAUCACUUCUUUUCUGGGACACAACGGAGCUGGCAAAACCACUACCUUGUCUAUCCUGACGGGUCUGUUCCCCCCCACGGCUGGAACCGUGUACAUUAAGGGCAUGGACAUCCGCUAUGACAUGGACACCAUCAGGAAGACUCUGGGAGUGUGUCCUCAGCACAAUGUGCUCUUUGACAUUUUGACCGUGGAGGAACACGUGUGGUUCUAUGGUCGUCUGAAGGGCCUGUCGAGCGAGGAGGUGAAGAAGGAGCUGGACGUGCUCCUCCAGGAUGUCGGUCUGCUGCACAAACGACAUGAGCAGACCAAGAACCUGUCUGGUGGCAUGCAGAGGAAGUUGUCCGUGGCCAUAGCGUUUGUGGGCGGUUCUAAGGUGGUGAUCCUGGACGAGCCCACAGCCGGGGUGGACCCCUACUCCCGUCGGGGCAUCUGGGACCUGCUGCUCAAGUACCGCAAAGAUCGCACCAUCAUCCUCUCCACCCACUACAUGGGUGAGGCUGACCUCCUGGGAGAUCGCAUCGCCAUCAUCUCCCAGGGGAAGCUGUGCUGCUGUGGCUCGCCCCUCUUCCUCAAGGCCCGGCUGGGGACGGGAUACUACCUCACCGUGGUCAAGAAGGAGGGUCUGGAGGGUCGGACCCCCGCUAGUGCCAGCGCCACCAAGCUCCCCGCUGUCGCCAAGGACAGUGACUCCUCCAUGAGUGACGACACAGGACUGGGCAGUGACAUCAGCGGCCCAGACCUGGCCGCUUUGUUGGCCCUGGCGCAGCGCCAUGUUCCCGGGGCGCGGCUGGUGGAGGAUGUUGGGCGCGAGGCAGUCAUCAACCUGCCCCACAAGUCGGCAGAGGACAGCAGCCUGGCCGUCUUCCUCAACGAGCUGGACCACAGGAAGGCUGAUCUGGGCAUCACCAGCUACGGCUUGUCAGACACCACACUGGAGGAGAUCUUUCUGAGAGUGGCUGAGGAGACAGGGGUAGACAUGGACUCAGAGGGGAGCCUGGGACAGCCUCACAAUCCCCAGCAUCAGGGUGAAGGACCGAGAACACCUGGAGAGCCACCUGAGCAUCCAGGAAGGAAACACAAGACAGAACCUCAGGAGACAGACCUGCUGAGUGGGGAAGGCCAUGGUGGAGUCCCUCUGACUGGAUGGGGCCUGACCUGGCAACAGCUCCGGGCACUCUUCAUCAAGAGGUGGCUGUACGCCAUCCGCAGUCGCAGGGGCUUAUUCGCCCAGAUUGUGCUGCCUGCCGUGUUUGUGUUGAUCGCUCUGCUCUUCAGCCUCAUUGUCCCUCCGUUUGGGAAGUACCCCUCCCUCCAGCUGCAGCCCUGGAUGUACGGCGAACAGUACACCUUCUUCAGUAAUGACGCGCCUGAGGACCAAGUCAUCCAGAAUCUACUGGAGGCGCUUCUCCAGCGGCCUGGCUUUGGGACAAAAUGCAUGGAGAACAGCACGGAUCCCCAGUGUUUGCAAGAGGAACAAGGCACUUUCAUGAGGCCCCAAGUUCCCCACUCUGAGUGGAAGAUCUUCAACCAGGGGAACUGGACUGCGGACCGGCCUUCUCUUGAUUGUGCGUGCAGCUCUGAGGAGGUCCGCAGGAUGCUCCCAGAAUGCCCUGCAGGGGCUGGUGGCAUCCCCCCUCCACAGAUCAAGAGAUCGACAGGAGAUAUCUUGCAGAAUCUGACUGGUCGCAAUAUCUCAGACUACCUGGUGAAGACCUACCCUCAGACCAUGAAGAAAAGCCUAACGUCCGCCACCAAGAAGUGGAUCAACGAAUUCAGAUAUGGGGGCUUCUCCCUUGGAGCCAGAGGCUCUCAGAGUGUUCCACAGACCAGCCGAAUGGAGGACGUCGUCAUGACAAUACGGUCACGAUACAACGUGGCACAGAACAGCUCAUUGGAUCAGCUCCUGGGUCGGCUUCCGGAGUUUCUGAGUGGAUUGAACAGUAAGAACAAUGUUAAGGUAUGGUACAACAACAAAGGCUGGCACGCCAUGGCAUCGUUUGUGAAUGUCAUGAACAACGGCCUUCUACGUGCCAGCCUGCCCCCAGGGACGGAGAGAUUGAGACACGGGAUAACCGCCUACAACCACCCCCUCAACCUCACCAAGGAACAGCUCACCGAAAUGGCCAUGAUGACAACUUCGGUGGAUGUACUGGUGUCCAUCUGUGUGAUGUUUGCCAUGUCCUUUGUUCCGGCCAGCUUCGUGCUGUUUCUGAUAGAGGAGAGGGUCAGCAAGGCCAAGCACCUUCAGUUUGUCAGCGGCGUCAGGCCCAUCCUCUACUGGCUGGCUAACUUCACCUGGGACAUGCUGAACUACACAGUCCCAGCCGUCAUGGUGGUCCUCAUCUUCAUUGGCUUCCAGCAGCAGUCCUAUGUGUCCGAAUCCAACCUCCCCGCUCUGGUUCUGCUGCUCCUGCUUUAUGGUUGGUCUGUCACGCCUCUGAUGUACCCAGCCUCCUUCCUGUUCAGCGUACCCAGUACCGCUUACGUGGUCCUCACAUCAGUCAACCUCUUCAUCGGGAUUAAUGGCAGCAUCGCCACUUUUGUCUUGGAGCUGUUUGUGGAUCCGCACUUGAACGGCAUCAACAAGAUCCUGAAGAAAGUCUUCCUGAUCUUUCCCCACUUCUGUCUGGGCCGAGGUCUUAUCGACAUGGCCAAGAACCAGGCUAUGUCGGACGCUUUUCAGAGACUGGGCGCCAAGCAGACCCUGGACCCCCUGAAAUGGGACUUUGUGGGGAAGAACCUGUUUGCCAUGGCAGUGGAGGGCGUUGUGUUCUUUCUCUUCACCAUACUGCUACAGUACAAGUUCUUCAUUAAUUGCAGGCCCUGCUCUGAGCCUGGGCUGCUGCCUCUUGGUCCAGAGGACGAGGACAUCGCUAAGGAGAGAGAGAGGCUAAAGAGCGGGCGAGCCCAAGCUGAUAUACUCACCAUGAUUGACCUGAGCAAGGUGUACAAAGCGGGCAAGAAGCCAGCAGUGGAUCGUCUGUGUUUGGGAAUCCCACGUGGAGAGUGUUUUGGGCUGCUGGGUGUGAACGGGGCCGGCAAAACCUCCACGUUUCGCAUGCUGACUGGAGACACCACUGUCAGCUAUGGAGAAGCCUUCCUUAGUCAUCACAGUGUUCUGACGGAGAUGGACCAGGUCCACCAGCUGAUGGGCUACUGCCCUCAAUUCGAUGCCAUCUGUGACCUGCUGACGGGCAGGGAGCAUCUGGAGUUCUACGCCAGGCUCCGAGGGGUGCCGGAGGAGUCUGUGUCCAAGGUGGCUCGGUGGGGGGUGAGGACGCUCGGGCUGACCCAGUACGCAGAGCGAGAGGCCGGGGCCUACAGUGGUGGCAACAAACGCAAACUCUCCACCGCCAUUGCGCUUAUCGGAGCGCCGCCUGUUAUAUUCCUGGAUGAGCCCACCACUGGCAUGGACCCCAAGGCCAAGAGAUUUCUGUGGAACUGUAUCCUGACUGUAAUCAAAGAUGGACGGGCUGUUGUUCUCACAUCCCACAGUAUGGAGGAAUGUGAAGCUCUCUGCACCCGAUUGGCCAUCAUGGUGAACGGCAGGUUCCAGUGUCUGGGCUCUGUUCAGCACAUCAAAAACAGGUUUGGGGACGGCUACACCAUCGUCCUCCGUCUGGCGGGGUCCAAUCCACCCAACACCCCUGAGAACCCGUGCCCAGUAGACUCCUAUAUUAAGAGCUCCUUCCCCGGCAUUGAACUGAUGGAGAGGCACCAGAACGUUCUGCAGUACCAGCUGCCCACCGGUGCCUGCUCUUUGGCGCGGGUCUUUGACGUGCUGUCCAGCAACCAUGAGGAGCUGGGCAUCACUGACUACUCUGUGUCACAGACUACCCUGGACCAGGUGUUUGUGAACUUUGCAAAGGAGCAGAGCGACGAUGACCAUCUGAGAGAAGUAACAAUCAAUGGUGAGACACCACCAGCUCAGGCCAGCAGUGCCGCCCAAACACCCAGGUCUCCUCGGUCUGGCCAGUCCUCAGACAGAAAACCAAAAGGGACCAAACCAAAUGGAGUCAUGGACAGUGGCAUGGCGAUGACAAGCAGGCCACAGCAAAAGGAAGAAAAACCACAGCUAAGCCAGAAGCCCCAGUCGAGCAGAGGAUCGAGUCGCGGAGAAGGCAGAGUGGAGUCGAGUAUCAGGGAGACAGGAAAAGGAGCGUCGAUAAGCAGUAGUAGUUUAAGUAGGGAAUCUGAAGCCAAAAAAUCCAAGGGAUCAGGGGACACCUCAGCCAAUAAGGAUCUGACCCAACUGUUCCUAGUGGGUGGAAAUGCACAACGCAGCAAUGUGUGACGUUAUGGAGGCACAGGUGGACAGGCUGGCACCUCUGUGUGGUCCAGGGGUAUCUAUCCACUGACGCUUACUCUGAAGUCUAGGUUUUGUGCCUUGUUCAUUCUCCCUCACACCUAUACUGUAGUGAUCCAGUACCUCCAAUUGUAUUUAUGUCUAAUUACUUACGGGCACUUUAAGGGUCAGGUCUAUCACUCGUUAUUUGCUUUUUGUUUGGCAUUUCAAUAUGCAAGUGUUGAAGUAUUUAUUGUUAUUCUCUGAGAAUGUUAAGUGUUUCGCAAGCGAACAACUGAAGCGCAUUACCAUCAGGGGUCAAACAAAUGUUUAGUAUCUUAGCAUUUGUGUUCUGCCUGAAGUACUUUAACUGAAAUGCUGCACACCACAUGUCCAACGAUUGUUACAUUAUUUCUGAAUAUGAUUGGACAACACAAUCAUCAGUCAUCACAAUCUUUCCACAUUCUCAUGUUUUGCGCCAGGACGAAACAACACUCAGUUGUCUAGUCUCUUAUAUUUUGUUUUACACUCAAAACAUGGUAUAUUUACACUGGCAGAAUGUUGAGUACAUUUAACAGACUGUGUACUAGACUGGAAACACUGCCUUGAUAAGAUCAACUGCUAUUUUUGUAUAUUGUUUUUGUUCUGUUUUUACUUCUUUUCAUCAAAUACUGUAUGUAACUUGGAGCAAAAAGAUUUAGCUUUAUACCCAAAGCAGUUUUCUGCUGUACAGUACUGUACUGCACUUGGAAGUAUUGGAGAGAUUGUUACUGAUAGGAAUGUGUACAAUAUAUCUAUACAACUGAAUGUAUGGUCUAAUGAUGCUAUUAUGCUUGAAUAUUAAUACUUAAAAAUGUGUAUGGUUAUUUAUGUGUACAUACAACUGGAUGUAUAUACAAAACAAAUAUAUAAUAAACAUUUAAA